Opisthorchis viverrini is the source of this 1896-nucleotide messenger RNA. RefSeq lists its product as hypothetical. The transcript is spliced from 5 exons. Lineage: Eukaryota; Metazoa; Platyhelminthes; Trematoda; Opisthorchiida; Opisthorchiidae. The record is from RefSeq and is a predicted model, not a curated record. Gene Ontology annotation, molecular function: snoRNA binding. Gene Ontology annotation, cellular component: box C/D methylation guide snoRNP complex; small-subunit processome. Bases 21 to 1733 code for a protein of 570 amino acids.
AGCGGCGCGAAAUAUGAAAAAUGACGAAAAAGUUCAUUCUUUUCGAGCAUGCUCUGGGAUACGCCCUACUACGUGUUAAAGCAGCUGAUGUCGAAUCGAUAGUGGAGCUGGCUAAGGAGUUACUGGAUGACGACGAAACAUUUUGCAAGUCCUUUAAAUUGCACGCCUUCUCCCCAUUCUCGUCAUCUGCCAGUGCUCUGCAAAAUUGCAACGCUGUAUCAGAAGGGAUGGUACACGAGGAUUUGAAAAACUUCCUACUGGAAAAUCUACCUCUCGACGGUGCCACCAUGCUUUGUGUGGCGGAAAGAAAGUUAGCAGAUGCCAUCAAGAGUCCGGAAGCCGGCUUUCCUGACACUUUAAUCUGUUCCUCAGAGUCUAUACUAACAGACGCAUUUCGUGCUCUCAGACUUCGAUUUCCAACAUACAUCAAAGAGCUUUCCCAUUUCGCCGAGUCCAAGGCUCAACUCGGUUUAGGUCACAGUUAUUCACGUGCCAAGGUCAAGUUCAAUGUGAACAGAAAUGACAACAUGAUCAUUCAGUCGAUCAAUCUGCUCGAUCAACUAGACAAAGAUGUCAACGUGUUUUGCAUGCGUGUUAAGGAGUGGUUUUCCUAUCACUUCCCAGAGCUGGUCAAAAUAGUGCCCGAUAAUGUCACUUUCGUCAAGGUGAUUGGUCUGAUUGGAACUCGCGAAGGAGUCACACAAGACAAACUGGAGGCCUUAGAAGCGAUUGUUGACAGUGAGAGGGCUCAGAUGAUUAUUGAUGCGGCCACCUCCUCGUUUGGUUUCGAUAUAACUGAAGAGGACGCCGAACAUCUGACGGCAUUUACUGAGAAAAUCUUGUCGCUAGUGGAUCGCCGGAAACAAUUACAGGAUUACCUCGCCUCCAAGUUGUCCGGCGUAGCCCCUAAUUUGAGCACACUUAUUGGGGACCGAGUGAGUGCCCGCUUGAUAUCGCAUGCGGGAUCGCUGAUGAAUCUGGCUAAGUUCCCUGCAUCAACCAUUCAAAUCUUGGGAGCCGAGAAAGCCCUAUUCCGAGCGCUACGACGUCGUGGACGAACACCGAAAUAUGGACUUAUCUUCCACAGCCCGUUCAUAUCCAGGGCAGCCAGAGAGAAUAAGGGACGUAUCUCCCGAUUUUUGGCUGCCAAAUGUGCCAUAGCCUGUCGUUUGGAUUGCUUCAGUGAGAUAUUAUCCGAUAUUUACGGCAAGCACUUGAGAAAACAAAUCGAAGAUCGCCUGAACUUUUUCGAGACUGGUCAAACCGCACUGACGAAUGCUGAAGCGAUGGAAAUUGCUAACGUGGAGGCUCGGAAAUUUAUUCGCAAAAUGAAAAAGAAGGCCAUCACGAUUUUGAAUCAGAAGGUUCCAAUCACUGCACACUCUCCAACGGAGAUGGACGGUGAGUCAGUACCGUCAGUUCCUCUCCCUAAAAAGAAAAAGAAGAAACUAAGACAGAUGGAGGAAGAGGAGGUUAAGACAAAGACGGACCCCGAUCAUGAUGAAGCUGCCACGAUGCAUGAAUCUAACGAACUCACAAACCCGAACGUGGGGAAGAAAAAAAAGAAACGCCAUCUUUCUGAAUGCGCGGCAAUGGAAGUGAAACCAGCGGUUGUACGCCAGAAUCGUAAGCGGUCAGCGUCAGAAUCCAGCUUGGUUGUUGGGGAUGCUGAGCCAAACCAUGUUGAUGUAUUUCCAAAGAAGAAAAAGAAGAGGAUGGAAGCUGCAUUUUGAAUUAGAUAUUUGCCAUAUAACUUGUACAUACGUUUGUACACUUUUUCGCGGUAAUAAAUGCGCUCCCCGAUACUACACGAAUGGUGGUUGCAAUGUGCAAGCGAAGUUAAUUUCGAAAUCGAAUAACAUUUUGUUUCUCAUUAGAUGCUAUUGUGAUUUCAAU